Saxophila tyrrhenica is the source of this 1524-nucleotide messenger RNA. RefSeq lists its product as uncharacterized. Gene Ontology annotation, biological process: regulation of transcription by RNA polymerase II. Bases 1 to 1524 code for a protein of 507 amino acids. The transcript has 2 exons. Gene Ontology annotation, cellular component: nucleus. The record is from RefSeq and is a predicted model, not a curated record. Gene Ontology annotation, molecular function: DNA-binding transcription factor activity, RNA polymerase II-specific; RNA polymerase II cis-regulatory region sequence-specific DNA binding. NCBI's taxonomy places the organism in Eukaryota, Fungi, Ascomycota, Dothideomycetes, Mycosphaerellales, Extremaceae.
AUGAUCACGCAGGGUCCCUCACCUGAGGAUGACUAUGGCUUGGAAGCUAUCGCGCAGCACAACGCCAUCCACAGCACUGAGCAAUUCCCUCCUUACGAAGAAGAUGCGAAAGGGCUGGGUAUCUACAGUGGCAGCCUCUUCCACGACGAUGACCAGAUCUACGUCCACAACCCUCCCACUCCACGCUCAGGUACAGCCAGCGAAGGUGUGCGCACCCGAAGCGGCCGGUCCGCCAGAAGAACCGAUUCACCUUUCAGCACCAGCAAGUCGCGGGUGUCAAAGUCACCAGCCACCAGGUCAAAGAAGGAGAAGAAGCCCAGCAAGCUCGACAAGUCCAAGACGCCCAAGCUGACCGCACCUCUUUCCAUCUUGACCAAGGACAUGGAUGUGCCGCUCAAAGACAUGGACGCCUGGGUGCACCGUCCGGCGGAGACCAGGAGAAAAGAGGUGGAGAAGCGCAAUGGAUACGUCACUCGUCCCAUGAACUCGUUCAUGCUUUACCGGUCAUGUUACGCUGAGCGCACGAAGCAGUGGUGUCUGCAGAACAACCAUCAGGUCGUCUCGUCCGUGUCUGGAGAGAGCUGGCCCAUGGAGCCUGAGGAGGUCCGCAACCAGUUCAAUGAGUGGGCCAAGAUUGAGCGCGCUAACCACGCUGCUGCGCAUCCGGAGUACAAGUUUUCACCCAGCAAGGCCAGCAAUAAGCGGAAGAAGGGUGACUUCUCUGAUGAUGAGGACGAUGCCAGUGAGCUUGACGGAGAUCCAGACGGAGAGUAUCGCGGUGGUUCCAGGACUGUGCGUCAGAAGAGGUUGGCGGACAACGCCGCUGCGGUGGCAUACCUGCCAAGCAAUGUUGGCUUCGAAUCGCAUCCCUACUAUGGUCAGCAGUACGAGCAACCGCAGUAUGCUUACACCUCUGAGCCAGGCCGGCCUUUGCCUUCCAACGCUGGCUAUGAUGGAAGCGGCCUCGUCUUCAACCCACAGACUAGUAUUUACGUCCACGCCACCAUGAACCCUCAUCCGCAAUACAACUACAUGCCAGCGCAGGACGUGCGCACCGGCGGCAUGCGCGUCUCAACGCCCAGCUCGAUGAACGGUCACCAUCAGUCGCUCGGCGGCUAUGGCCUUCCUGGAAACAUCAGCACUGACGACCUCUUCGCCUCUAACUCGCGAACAGGCACACCGUCAGUUCAGGCGCAGUACAACUCUUACGGUCAGCCCGUCUACCCUCAGUACCACUCAUACACACCUCAGCCUGCAUACCAGUCGCUGCCCCAGCAUCAGCAGCAGCAGAUGUAUGAGCAUGCGCAGUACCUGCAGCAAGCGUCGCAACCGCAGGCGGCAAUAGAUCCGGCGCUGGCGAGUGUCUUUGAGGAGUCUGGGAAUGUUGGUGGUGGACGAGAGCAGAGCCAUUUCGAAGAUGCAAUGGGCGAUCUGGCUGGCGGUGGAGAGUACGCUGGGAUGGAGUAUUUUGAUGAGCCGACCAGCCCGAACGGGUGGCGUCGUCCUGAGCUUGGAGGGCAGUGA